AUGCCUGCCGAAUGCCCCGACCCGGCGACGUCCUCCGACUCCCUAUCCCCGAACGGCGGCCCCAGCGACCAAUUGAACGUGCAGAAGAAGAAAAAGAAGAAGAAGAGCAAGAAAUCUAAGAACACGAAGGACGUUGCGAAUGGCGCGACCCAAACGAACGGAAAGGACAAUGUCGCAGACGACGACCGCCCGCCCGUGCUCUGCAUUAGCAGAAACAAGCACUGGCGGUACAUUAGCUCUUAUCAUGGACCCUGGCUACAAUUGCCUCUCGAACUCCUUGAAUCUUUACUUGUCCUCAACCUUGACCCCGCGACCCUCUCCGCGUCCGCGUCUGAUACCCGUCUCCCUUCUCUCCCCCCUCCAACCAUCAGCUCACAAAGACACCGCGACCGUGGAUUCGCCGGCCUGGGCGACCAUUCGCCGCCUGAUUCUCCGCACAGCACAUUCGCGAGCCUCCCCCCACCCCCGCCGUUUCCGACACCCAAGCCCGGGAAGGCGACACCGCCGCCCAUCGACCCGGGCGUGUUCCGCUCCGUAACCAGUAUCCGCCGAUUGAUAGAUGAGGCGUCCGAGCUCUCCGUUCGCGCGAGCUCUGGGCUGUCGGCGGCGGCCCUGGGCUCGAUGCGCGGUGCCGGUCCGGGCAUGAACUCAAGCCCGUGGGCGACGGCGCAGUCUUUGGGCAUGAAUCCACUCGGGGAACCUGUAGGUGGGCGGAACGUGGCCAUGUCUGCGAUGCGUGUGCACAGGCUGCGGGCGUUGGCCGUCCAGAAGCUUGCGGCUGCUUAUCGAACGGACGAGAUAGCGUCCAGUGUCAUGGUCAUGCAAGGGGGCAGCGUGUUUGACGACAUCGCGGAGCGCGUACUUAAAGUUGACCCACACGAUGUGGAUGCACGCUAUGUGCACUUCUUCCACGAGAAGAUACCUUCUCGACAGCUAGCCGAGUCGACUACGACCAGUCUGCUGGACGAACUGAUAGCUGCAUAUCCUCAACGGCUCGAAUUCUACCGCACACGCGGAAUUGUACACUGCUUCCGCGACGAAUACGCCUCAGCGGUGAAAGAUUUCACGCAUGCGUUUAGAGAGGCGCGCACGUUACGUCGGGCGAAGGUGGCGCACCGAAACAGCAAAUCAAACGAGAAGCAGCGCGGGAAGGGGCACAAGAAGAAGGGUAAGGCAGGUGGGAGCAAGACGCACGGGCAGGCGCUGCCCAAUGGGACGAGCGUAGCUAUGCCAGACGAGGAUGCGCCGACGAUCGAGGGGCCGGACGGCGAGCAGCUCUUGUUGCAUCCGUCUGUAUUACCGGAUGCCCCGGACCCGAUCGAGCCGCAGUGCCUCUUUCUGCGCGCCGCGGCGUAUCUGCAGCAUGCGGUGUAUCUCAUCGAGGACGGGAUCUUGCAACUGGAGGGAAUACGCAAGAUACCGUCCGUGGACGGUGCGGAGCUGCGGCUGUGCUACAUCGAGAAUGGGCGGUACGGCGGCGUUGAAGUCGGCCAUCCCGACGGACCACUCGGAAACAAAGACGGGACGAAGCUCGCCGCGUACAGAGCACUCCUCGCUGAAGGUUUUUUCCGCGAGCAAGUCACUUUACUAGUCAAAAAGAGCAUGCGUGAUCACGAGAGGUUCCUCGCCCACUUCGAUUCACUCGAAGGCGUGCCCAACCCCGCAGUGGGCGAGGAUCUUGCCUCGCGCCUCGCGCACGCGUUUGCACUUACGGAGUCAUUCCGCCCAGGCAGCCAGGCGCAGCCGCCUCCUGCCGCCGAGUCUCCUGCGACGUUCACGACAUAUCAUCCUCUCCUGGUGGAAUCGCACUUCAGCAUACUCCUGGGACACCUCCUGCUUGGCGACUUCCCCGGUCUGCUGCCCGCGUUCACGCGCACUGCCGCCGUGGUCGACGGUCUGGAGGGCUAUCCUGUGUUCCUCCCUCCGCGCUCUAUGGCACAGGCUGAGUUCGUCGAGGUGCUCGAGCGCCUCGCAGGUGGGUGGCGCAAUGGCGUCCAGCCGCACUCACUCUCGUCCCUGGGCUCGAUGCUCGCACUCGAGGCGCCGCCGACGUUCUCAGCGAAGGCGAAGGAGGUCGACCGUGUACCGUCACCGCCCUCGCCUGACAUGGACCGCCUUGCCGCGUCCGCAUCCUCCCUCAUACUCGGCGUGAAUGGCUCCAGCUCGAGUACAACGGUUCACAUGUCGCCCGCACCGUCCGGGCGCGAGACACCUUCCAGCGGCACAGAGCGCGUUGACUCAGCGGAGGCGCUGGAUUGCGCUCGGAUCCUGCUUGCUCCGGUUGCGGUGCGGCUGUGCGAGAAGCUCGAGAAGGCGGAGAAGGAGAAGGCAGCGAACAAGGGGAAGAAGAAGCCGCUGAACAUCAAUAUCCCUCUGCACGGCCCCAGGGUCGAGAUUGUGCUUGCUUGGCUUGGGGCCGUGCACUUGCCGGAGCUGGACACCGUGGCUUGA
Molecule: messenger RNA, 2451 nt
Organism: Postia placenta MAD-698-R-SB12
Lineage: Eukaryota; Fungi; Basidiomycota; Agaricomycetes; Polyporales; Adustoporiaceae
Exons: 4
Coding region: 1-2451 (816 amino acids)
Source: RefSeq, a predicted model, not a curated record